Molecule: messenger RNA, 912 nt
Organism: Anoplopoma fimbria (sablefish)
Lineage: Eukaryota; Metazoa; Chordata; Actinopteri; Perciformes; Anoplopomatidae
Product: ladderlectin-like
Exons: 7
Coding region: 84-605 (173 amino acids)
Molecular function (GO): signaling receptor activity
Source: RefSeq, a predicted model, not a curated record
UCAUCAGAGGACGGCUGGAUCUGCAGACGUCAGUAUCAGGUAGCCUUCAUCUUCAGCAUCUGCAUCAUCUCAUCAUCCUCACCAUGAAGACGCUGACUGUGUCUGCACUUGUUUGUGCCCUGAUGGUUCUGACUCGAGCUGCUGUUCUUCCAGAUGGAAUGCCUGUAAAAGACCAAAUAGCAAAGAGUCAUCUGGUCAAGAGGUCCGUGUCUUGUCCCGGAGGUUGGAGUCCGUUCAAUGGUCGCUGUUUCCGCUACUUUCCAAGACCUCUGACUUGGGCUAAAGCUGAGAAAAACUGUGAGUCCAUGGGAGGAAACCUUGCAUCCGUUCACAACAUCCUGGAGUACCAUGAGAUUCAGAGGCUGAUUCUGAGCGGCAGUCAUGAGUAUAAGCAAACCUGGGUUGGAGGCUCUGAUGCACAAGAGGAGAAGCAAUGGUUCUGGACUGAUGGUACUCCUUUCCGCUACAUGAACUGGUGUGAUCGUGAGCCUAACAAUAGCAGAGGACGGCAGCAUUGUUUACAAGUCAAUCAUGGAGCUGAGAAGUGCUGGGAUGACGUGGAGUGCUACUUACGAAAACCAUCAGUCUGUGCCAAGAAAAUCUGAUUCCUGGACAGAGAGUGAGGCAGAAAGUACCCAUAAAAGUACUGUUGUGUGCAUGAUCUCAAACACAUCUGGCUGUAUUUCAUAUCUAUAUUUUGCUUUUCUAUCGCUGUAACGCUAAUUAAGAAAGGAUACGACAAGUGACAUGAACAGGAGCUGCAUUGACUUUGAGGCCUUGUGCCUUAAUUAUAGCAGACUGAGUGUUUUAUGGAAAGAAUGCUUUUAGCACAACCUUACAUAUAUUCUUCAUAUAUAACCAUUCUGUCUUUAUGCAUGAAUAAAAGGCUCAAGCAUUGAAACAAGUUGGUCU